Molecule: messenger RNA, 805 nt
Organism: Calidris pugnax (ruff)
Lineage: Eukaryota; Metazoa; Chordata; Aves; Charadriiformes; Scolopacidae
Product: disks large homolog 4-like
Exons: 6
Biological process (GO): chemical synaptic transmission; postsynaptic neurotransmitter receptor diffusion trapping; AMPA glutamate receptor clustering
Cellular component (GO): neuron projection; neuromuscular junction; postsynaptic density membrane
Molecular function (GO): protein binding
Source: RefSeq, a predicted model, not a curated record
AACGACAGCAUCCUCUUCGUGAACGAGGCGGACGUGCGGGAGGUGACGCACAGCGCGGCGGUGGAGGCCCUGAAGGAGGCGGGGGCCGUGGUGCGUCUCUACGUCAUGCGCCGCAAGGCCCUGGCCGAGAAGGUGGUGGAGGUCAAGCUCAUCAAGGGGCCCAAAGGUCUGGGGUUCAGCAUCGCGGGGGGCGUGGGGAACCAGCACAUCCCGGGGGACAACAGCAUCUACGUCACCAAGGUCAUCGAGGGCGGCGCCGCUCACAAGGACGGGCGGCUGCAGAUCGGGGACAAGAUCCUGGCCGUGAGCGGGGGGACACCACGGGGGGGGGGACAGGAGCCGCGGCGCAUCGUGAUCCACCGGGGCUCGACGGGGCUGGGCUUCAACAUCGUGGGGGGGGAGGACGGCGAAGGCAUCUUCAUCUCCUUCAUCCUGGCGGGGGGCCCGGCCGACCUCAGCGGGGAGCUGCGCAAGGGGGACCAGAUCCUCUCCGUGAACGGGGUGGACCUGCGCAGCGCCACACACGAGCAGGCGGCCGUGGCCCUGAAGAACGCCGGCCAGACCGUCACCAUCAUCGCCCAGUACAAGCCCGAGGGUGAGGCGCUGUUCGACUACGACAAGGCCAAGGACUGCGGGUUCCUGAGCCAGGCCCUGAGCUUCCGCUUCGGGGACGUGCUCCACGUCCUGGACGCCUCCGACGAGGAGUGGUGGCAGGCGAGACACGUCCUGCCCCCCGGGCAGCCCCCCGACAUCGGCUUCGUCCCCAGCAAGAGGCGGUGAGGGACUGGGGGGCACUGGGAGGGGA